GGGAGGCUGCCGCAGCACCACCACCACCACCACCGCCUCGCCAUCCCGCGCGCUGCACCGUCGCCGCGGCUGCCUGCACCCGCUGCCCGCCCAUCCGCGCUGCUGCCCGCUCGACGCCAUGGCCGGCUCAGCGGCCGCGACGCCUGCAGCAGGCGCCAGCUCGGCCGCGCCGGGGCCAGCACCAGGAGCGGCAGCGGCCAGGGCAGCCAGCACUCGCUCGCCGUCCAGCGCCCCGCCGACGCCGCCGCUGCCGCACUCGCCGCUCGGGCACGCCCUGGCGCCGCACCGCAGUGCCGCCAGCAGCGACGGCGCAGCGUCGUCGGCGGCCGGCAUGCGCCCGCGCACCCGCACCAGCUCGCUCGCCGCUCGCCAGGCAGGCGCAGCCUCUACAGCACGUCUCGGCUCCACGUCUUCGCACGCCCUUGCGCCGCCGUCGCCCGGCUCGCAGGCGCAGCCGCGCGCCUCGACGUCCUCCUCGUCGCGGCAGUCGGCCCCGCCGCGCACCUCCUUCGCCUCGUCGUCGCUCGCCAGCGGUCGCGAGCCGCCACAGUCGGCCGCCUCGACGAGCCGCUCGCACCUCUCCGUGCUGCCGGCGCGCGGCGCCGAUGCCGACGCCGAACCGGCACUGGCAAAGCUCGAGCGCAUGCAGCGCGAGCGCCAGACGCGGCGCAAGUGGCGCCGCGGCACGGGCAUCGACAGCCUCGCCGCUCCCUGGGGCAAGCGUGGCAAGGAGGACUCACCAGCGCAGUCUGAAACUGAAGAGCCUGCCGAGGCUGCGACUAAUGCCUUCGGCGAAGUCAAGCUGGCCAUCUCGUCGCUGCCCGGCUACCCGAUCGCAGCAGUGCGCGGCGCACAGCACCGCGCCCGCACACUCAUCGGCCGCGGACACGGCGCCGACUCCAAGGCGCACGAUGCGAGUCCCACCGGAGAGGACGAAGGCGCGUGCGAGUUCGGCGCCGGCGGCUUCCGCUUUGGUGGUCGCCGGCGCGCCAGCCAGGGCGUCAGCAAUGCGCCCGUGCCCACGAGCGGCGGCCUGACAAGCCUUGCCGCGGCGUCAGGGAAGCUCGCGGACGCAAACUCGCCUGUGCCAAAUAGUGCACCCGCAACGCGCAGCAAUGGGCCUGUGCUCGUCCAGCCUCAGGCGGUGCGCGGAGAAGUGCACGAUCUGGGCUUCGAGCUUCAGCGCAGCCACAGCUUAAAGCAGAGCGAGCUCGGCGCCGUGGCCGAGGAGAGUGGACAUAGACAGCAUCUGAGCACCAUGCACAGCAGGUCGGGGCUGAGCGACGUCACAGAACAGCCUUCGGCUAGCCCUCGAACGUCGAACUUCGACGCCGCGCGCCCCUCUCCGGCCCCGCAAAGUCCAGGGUCCAGCUCACUAGCGCGAGGGCAGAACGGCGCGCUGCGACGCCCUUCGGUCAUCGUGUCGCCCGCUGAACGCCGGCCCAGCACGACGCCCUCGAUGACGCUCGCACCAGAUCCUCUCGCCCUGCGUGCGCCACCGCAGGCGCAAGACGAGGGCAGCUCGCCGGGCUCGUCGAGUGCAAACUCCUUCCUUGGAGGCACCUACCACGAAGAGCCACUCGGCGACUCAGACGGCGUGGUCUCGGAGGCAUCAAGCUCAGAUUCAGAGGCGCCUGGCACUGGCGCCCUCGAUACUGGAUACGAGUCCGAACAGGGAGAGCUGAGUGACUCAGACGUCGAGCGCGCGGUGGCGCUCAAUCUCGACCACGGCGCUUUGAACAAGAAGGAGGCCCGCAAGCUGUUACGCGAGCAGCGCCGGGCAGCCCGCGCCGGCUCGAUGAGUGACGGGCCGCGCAAGCUCGCAGUGCUGGCGCGUGGCGAAUCGAUCUCAGAGCGCGUGGCGAAGGGCGUCACAUACGCCUCCAAGGAGAGCCGCAAUCGGCGAGCGAUGGAGAAGUACUCGCCGGCUCCGCUUCGCGCGCUCUCGCCGCCGCUGGGCGGACAAAGCCCAGCUGCAAGAUUUGCAGCCGGCAUGGCUGAGCGACAACAUUCGCCCGGCCCGCUGUCGAGCACGUUCCACCAUGGUGGCAGCGCAACUGCGCUGGGUGCCUCGAUCUCGCGAAGCGGCACGCCUCUCGCCCUCUCGACCGGUCCGGCUGCUGGUCAGGACUCGGUCGCCUCGUCUCGCCGCAGCUCGCUCUCGGAAGGCGGCGACGACGCGGCCUCGCGCGUUCUGUCUCCAACAAUCUCAGAGCGCGGGGGCGGCGCCGAGCCGUGGGGUGUCGCCGACCUCUCGCGCCAGCUGCCGCGGCGCUGGGACACCUCGAAGCUGUCACUGGCGACGGCGGACAUGCAGAGCAUCAAGUCGUCUCGCUCGCGCUUUGGCAGCCGCAGUGCCAAGCGCUUCCUCAGCCUCCGGCGUGGACACAAGGGCGGCCGCCACGACGUGCAGGAAGAGGACGCAGACGACUCUCCGCCUGAAGAGGACGUGGAGCAGGAGCUGGACCGCGUGCUGGGCAAGCUUGCCGCCCAGGAAGUGCCGGAACAGAUGGGCGAGCGCUACGAGUACGAUGUCUUGUACGAGAACCAGCGCGGGUGAGCCACUGCGCGUGAAAUGCGCCUCUCUAGUCGGCUGACACUCCGCCUUGCAGCCUGCUCGUCUUCGCGAUCCCAAAGUUCAGCGCGCGCACGCUAUUCCAGUGGGACC
Messenger RNA from Tilletiopsis washingtonensis, 2668 nucleotides. RefSeq lists its product as hypothetical. The transcript has 2 exons. Bases 119 to 2560 code for a protein of 813 amino acids. NCBI's taxonomy places the organism in Eukaryota, Fungi, Basidiomycota, Exobasidiomycetes, Entylomatales. The record is from RefSeq and is a predicted model, not a curated record.